Zerene cesonia (dogface butterfly) is the source of this 612-nucleotide messenger RNA. It is a transcript of the gene Trmt112, whose product is annotated as multifunctional methyltransferase subunit TRM112-like protein. Gene Ontology annotation, molecular function: protein heterodimerization activity. Gene Ontology annotation, biological process: rRNA (guanine-N7)-methylation; peptidyl-glutamine methylation; tRNA methylation. The record is from RefSeq and is a predicted model, not a curated record. Lineage: Eukaryota; Metazoa; Arthropoda; Insecta; Lepidoptera; Pieridae. The coding region runs from base 218 to 595 and encodes 125 amino acids. The transcript has a single exon.
UGUCAUUUGUCAAUUGUCAUUAAAUGACCCAGACAUUCAAUUGAGUUGAGUUUGAGAAAAUUUCGCACGUUUUAACUAAAUAAAUAAAAGAAAACGUAAACUAUUUCUGCUCUAUAUAAGGUUGAUUAAGACGUAAUCGAGACUACUAAAAUAUUUUUAGGUACGAAUUAUAUAUCCAAUGUUUAUUUAGAAUUGUGCUAAAUUGCGAAGUACAAAAAUGAAGUUGAUAACACAUAACAUGCUUACUUCGAAAUGCUUGAAAGGUGUAGUUACUGGGUAUCCACUUGCUAUAAAUGCAACUAAUAUUAAAAUAACAGAAGUUGAUUUCAAUCCCGAAUUUAUCGCUCGCAUAAUACCUAAACUAGAUUGGGAAGUUCUUUGGAGAGCAGCUGACAGUAUUGGACACAGUGAUGGCCUACCUCAAACAGUUGAACCAAAAUUUGAAGAGAAUAGUGAGUUCUUAAAGAAGGUUCACAAAGUCUUACUUGAAAUAGAAAUAGAGGAAGGAAAUUUAGUUUGUCCAGAAUCAGGCAGAAGAUUUCCAAUAUCAAAAGGAAUACCAAAUAUGUUACUUACUGAAGCUGAGGUACAAUAAAUGUAGUUUAAGUAAAA